Messenger RNA from Carassius gibelio (silver crucian carp), 6204 nucleotides. Its product is annotated as tetraspanin-18-like. Gene Ontology annotation, cellular component: membrane. The record is from RefSeq and is a predicted model, not a curated record. The transcript has 9 exons. NCBI's taxonomy places the organism in Eukaryota, Metazoa, Chordata, Actinopteri, Cypriniformes, Cyprinidae. Bases 2207 to 2971 code for a protein of 254 amino acids.
AAAUCAAAGUUGUAGUAUAACCAGCAGAAGAGCAGUGAUGUAUGAACUGAAUUUGGUGAAAGUACAGUGUGUUACAGUAAAGUUAUUAACUGUUAUGUUCAAUAAUGGUGAAGUUAUUAACUAUUUUUGAAAACAAAAAAAUAUAAAAACUGUGCCAAAGCAAUUACUUUCAAAAGGAAAGUUGUAGUAUAACCAGCAGGAGAGCAGUGAUGUGUGAACUGAAUUUGGUGAAAGUACAGUGUGUUACAGUAAAGUUAUUAGCAAUUUUUCUUAAUAAACAAAUCAUAACAAAUGAGCCAAAGCAAUUACUUUUAAAAUCAAAGUUGUAGUAUAACCAGCAGUAGAGCAGUGAUGUGUGAACUGAAUUUGGUGGAAGUACACUCUUUUACAGUAAAGUUAUUAACUAUUAUGUUCAAUAAUGGUGAAGUUUUUAACUAUUUUUAAUAAUAAAAAAAAUCAUAAAAAAAUUUGCAAAAGCAAUUACAUUCAAAAUGAAAGUUGUAGUAUAACCAGCAGGAAAGCAGUGAUUUGUGAACUGCAUUUGGUGGAAGUACCGUGUGUAAUAUUAAAGAUAUUAACUAUUAUGUUCAAUAAUUGUGAUUUAUUACCUAUUUUUCUUAAUAAAAAAUCAUAACAAAUGAGCCAACGCAAUUACUUUGAAAAUCAAAGUUGUAGUAAAACCAGCAGGAGAGCAGUGAUGUGUGAACUGAAUUUGAUUAAUGUACAGUGUGUUACAUUAAAGUUAUUAACUAUUAUGUCCAAUAAUGGUGAAUUCAUUAACUAUUUUUCAUAAUAAAAAUUCUAAACAUUUGCCAAAGCAAUUACUUUCAAAAUGAAAGUUGUAGUAAAACCAGCAGGAGAGCAGUGAUGUGUGAACUGAAUUUGGUGAAAGUACAGUUUGUAACAGUACAGUUAUUAACUAUUUUUCAUAAUAAAAAAUAAUAAAAAAUGUGCCUAAGCAAUUACUUUCAAAAUUAAAGUUGUACUAAAACCAGCAGGAGAGCAGUGAUGUUUGAACUGAAUUUGGUGAAAGUACAGUGUGUUAAAUUAAAGUUAUUAACUAUUAUGUUCUAUAACGGUGAAGUUAUUAACUAUUUUUCAUAAUACAAAAUGUGCAACAUCAUUUAAUUUCAAAAUGAUUGUUGUAGAAUAACCAGCAGGAGAGCAGUGAUGUGUGAACUGAAUUUGGUGAAAGUACAGUGUGUUACAGUAAAGUUAUUAACUGUUUUUCAUAACAAAAAAAUCAUAAAAAUUGUGCAAAAGCAACUAUUUUCAAUAUAAGUGUUGUAGUAUAACCAGUAGAAGAGCAGUGAUGUGUGAACUGAAUUUGGUGAAAGUACAGUGUGUUACAGUAAAGUUAUUAACUGUUUUUCAUAACAAAAAAAUCAUAAAAAUUGUGCAAAAGCAACUAUUUUCAAUAUAAGUGUUGUAGUAUAACCAGUAGGAGAGCAGUGAUGUGUGAACUGAAUUUGGUGAAAGUACAGUGUGUUACAGUAACGUUAUUAAUGUUUUCAUAAUAAAAAAAAUCAUAAAAAUUUUGCAAAAGCAACUAUUUUUAAAACCAACAUUGUAGUAUAAGCAGCACGAGAGCAGUGAUGUGUGAACUGAAUUUGGUGACACUACAGUGUGUUACUGUGAAGUUAUUGAGUAUUUUAUUAGUAACCUUUUUCGCGUUUCGCACUUUGCCGACGGUCCCUUAGGACUUGUCUCUCAGACGCCAGCGCAUUGAGAUCAACGUAUUUUGUACAGAGCGGAGGAAAGCUUGUUUUCAGGCAAACUCGCUUGUAGCUCGUUUACUACAUCACUACGAGUAAAAAGAGGCAUAAUUCGUGUACCAAAAACGUUUUGCUCGCGAGUUAUUGAUCCGGAAAAGUCGAAUCUGUGAAUAUCUUGCCAGUUUUACCGAACUCUCUGGCCAGUGUGUUUUGUGGCUGAACAGAAUCACACACAGCGCGCAGAACAGAACAGCGUAGUGUCGAGUGGAGUCAGUGCUGCUGAAUGAUUCAGUGCUGUCGAAAAGAAUGAGUAAACGGGGCGAAAGGUUCACACAACAGUUGGAAGAAUUCUAAGGACGUUUUCAUCCUCCUGGAUACCGGAUUUUUCGUUCAGUUCACAAAACACGUCUCAGAGAAGAAGUUUGAAGCAGAUCUCUGAAAAGCAUCACUCUUGCCAUCAACUGGAAGGGAGAGACAAUUACAGGUACAUUAUGGGACAAGGAGAAGCUUCAGCAAGAGGCACAAGUAUGGAGGGGGACUGUCUCAUUUGCAUCAAGUACCUCAUGUUCAUCUUCAACUUUUUCAUUUUUCUUGGAGGUUCAUUCCUUCUUGGGGUGGGAAUCUGGGUGUUGGUGGACCCGACAGGUUUCCGGGAGAUUGUGGCAGCCAACCCUCUCCUGUUUACAGGAGUCUACACAAUUUUGAUCUUGGGCGGCAUGCUGUUCCUGCUGGGAUUUCUGGGCUGCUGCGGAGCCAUACGAGAAAAUAAAUGUCUCCUACUGUUUUUCUUCAUGCUCAUACUCAUCAUAUUUCUGGCAGAGCUGGCGGUGGCCAUUCUGGCAUUCAUUUUCAGGGAGCAUCAGCUCACCAGAGAUUACUUCACCAAGGAGCUGAAAGUACAUUACCAUGGCACCAAUAGCACUGAUGUCUUCACCUCAACAUGGAAUGCCAUUAUGACCACAUUUGAUUGCUGUGGGGUGAACAGCGCUGAAGACUUCGAUGAUCAGAGCCUCUUCAGACGGCUGAACCCCAGCAGACUAGUGCCAGAGGUUUGUUGCCAGAGGAACAAUCUGAUGAUGAGCAAGGAGGAGUGUCUCAAGGGAAUUAUGCCAAUCCGUAUCAAGGGCUGUUAUUCAGCAGUAGUGGACUAUUUUGAGACAUACAUCUACAUGGCUGGAGCCCUUGCUAUUGUGGUGCUGACUGUUGAACUUUUUGCCAUGGUGUUUGCUAUGUGUUUGUUUAGGGGAAUCCAGUGAUCUUAACAUGCUGUACAUUAAGGACAUUUUGAGAAGGAAACACAUGACAUGGAAGACAUUUUUAAGUAAGAAAAAGAAGAAAACACCUAUAUAUCUGCCAUCUCUAUGUUGUGAUGUUGGAAUAUCUGAGAAUUGCCAAAAAUGUAUCAUACUUCACAGAUGGGAAAUAGAGGCACUUGUGAAAAACAAAAGCAAGAGUCAUUCAUAAGUUAAGGAUGGCAUCUCUGGCAGUCCUUUAAGGUCAAUGGAGGACACCUUGCACUGAUAUUUGGUUGAAUAUUUAUGGAUGACAAAAAGACUGAUUUGUACCAAUAUGUUUUACCUUUUAUUUACAGCACAUUGUUCAGCACUUCUUCAGGAGAAAAAUAAAACUACACUGUGUGAAUGGGAGAGUUUGUCUCUGGAAUAGGGAAGAUUGGUGUGUGUGUGUGUGUGUGUGUGUGCUCUUGUUUUUGUGACAUAUCAGGACACAACUCUGUAUAAUAACAUGGGCAUGACACAGGUAUUACAAGGAGAGGGUGACUUAUGAGGACAUAACCCAUGUUCCCAUUUUUCAAAACACUUAUAAAUCAUACAGAAUGAGUUUUUUUUUUGAGAAAGUAAAAAUGCACAAAGUUUCCUGUGAGGGUUAGGGUUAGGUGUAGGGCCAUAGAAUAUACAGUUUGUACAGUAUAAAAACCAUUACGCCUGUGAGAUGAACCCAUUUUUCACAAAAACAAACACGUGUGUGUGUGUGUGUGCUUGUGUUUCUGUAUAAAAUCAGAGUGGCCAGCAGCUUAAGUAAUGUUUUGUGAGUUGCAACCGUGAAUAUUUUAUGUGAUUUUAGCAAAACUGUGCUGUAUUUGUGUUGUAUAUAUUGUACACAUGACACUGAAUGAUAUAAAAAAAUCUGCAGUGCUUAUCAUUAUUAUGUUUUUCAUCAUUGGUUGAAUCUUGCUAUUCCAAUAGCAAAUCUAAGCAUUCUAGAUAAAAGAUUAUGGCAAUACACCAGACUGUUUUAAUUUUUGGGAGAUUUGUGAUUCAAGUUUAACGCGUUUCAUAAAUAUGGUGCUGCAUACAUAUUGCAUAUUAGAAAUCUAGGAAGCCAGAUUUUAAAACCAAUUUGAAAUUGGUUUAUUAAAAAAAAAGUAAUUAAGAACAAAAAGGCAUUAGAAGCUGCUUACCCUGCCUCAGGCUGUACAAGAUAAAUAUCCUGGGCAGUGCAGUGGUUCUCAAGACUCAUGGGACUUAAAGAGACACACAAGUAAGCAGGUUAAGAAGUCUAAAAUGCCUUAAUGAUCCUUAUCUGUUGUUCUCUAAAAUAACGCAGGAAUUGUUGGACAAAUCACUGAUUCCUGAAUCAAUUAAGCUGUAUGGAAGAUCAGUAGUUGUCCUUGAGUUUGACAGUCAUGUUUUAUCAUGUUGGACAAGCUUGUCAUUAGAUUUGCAGCCAGAAUGAAUUAGAUUUUUCAAGUGUUAGUCAUCCAUUAACCACUUGUCAGCAACACCAUGUUUACUGACUUCAUUUCCUUGACUACCUGUAAAUAUUUUCUAACUGCCUGUUUCAUUUUGCUUUGCAAGCAUUGUUUGUACUGUUUCUAAAAUAUUUAAAUUGUACAUAACAUAUAUUUGUUUAUGAACUAUUAACCUAUUUGUUAGUAGCUUUUAAUGAUAGACUAGAGGUAGAUUUUAUUACUCCCACAGGACACAACCAACACUGGAUGCCAUUCUUGUAAUCUUAAGAUCUUUCGGCAUUCUUUUGACAUAGCCAAUUUAUAUCAUGCAACACUCUACUUAGGAGGUAAGUGGCUGAAUCAGAUCUAUCAGAAAUAGGGGACCAGCUUUGAAAAUCACAUCUCCAACAUAUUAUGUAAAUAUGACAGUCCAUAUACUUGUUGAUAUUCCCGUCAUUAUUGAAAUCAAAUAGCUAGGUUUAGCUCCAUAAUAUUAAUUGAGUCAGCUUUAUGUCAGAGAUUUCGGUAAAGUUAUGUUUAUGAUUGUGCCAUUAAGCUUGUGUCUGGUGACAGAAGUUACAUAUAUCAGACUUUUCUCAUGACUCCAUGCCCUGAUCCAUGCUAAGCAGUUUAUAAGUGAUCUUGCUGCACAUUACUGCUGUUACUUGUGACUUUUAAAUAUUGAAAGGAACAGUAGGUUUAUGUAAAUGUUAUCUAUCUAGUCACUUAAGUGUCAGACACUUCUCUGUUGAAUUUUAUUUAUAAAUUUCAAAGUAUUUUUGACUAUUUACACAUUUUAUAAUUUCAGAAAUGAAAAAAGAAAACAAUGUUUCUCUUUCAUUUAAUUAAUGUUUUCUUAACUGAACUACGGAAACACAAAUUAAAAUGUCUGAAAACAGAUUUUACUGAGUCUGAAAGGUACCUAUCCUUUAUUCUGACAGUUAAUUAUCAAAAUAUCACACUUCCAUCCAAUUUCCUGUCCAAUAAUGGAAUUUCCUUCUCCACUUUGCUCAUUUUUAAAGCUCUGUAUGUCAUUUCUUACUUUCUGUUGGAGAUCUCUAGAUACUUCUUGUAUAGUCUCUUAACAUCUUUCACAGGUUCCUUUAAAAAGAAAGCAUUAAAACAUCUUCCUGCAUUUCAUAUCACCAAAUAGUACUGUUGUGCCCAUCCACAUUCUAUUUAUUAAAUAUUAAUAAAAAUGAAAAAAAGAGAAAUUUGAAGGCCACAUAUUAUUUCUAAGCAUUAAGUGUGUGAUAAAUAUUAUAUUGUUUAUUUAAUACUAUAAUCAUUGAUUUCCCAUUAAAAAAAUGAAGUAAUCAGAGCUGUAAAACUCAUCUGAUAAUGCAAGUGGCUGAAGUAGGGUCAAUCCAUGUUCAGUCACUGAAAUAAUGUGAUAUGAAUUAUUUAUAUUUACUGCAGUAUCGAUUUGUAGAGACAAAUAAAUAAUGUGGUGCACAGACCUGUGACACCUAACUGCUGUAUCUCCUGGAUCAGAGAGCAGCCAACUAUGCUCGCUAUGAUAGGAGCGUCCACAUUGUACUCGGGGCAGCUCCUCUUCACCUGUGCUCCUCUUUUGUUGGGACUAGUCCCAUCUUCUUUGGUACAGCCUUUCUCCUGUUAAAUUGUGUUAAACCCUGAAGUUAUUCAAUUCAAAACACUUAAAAACUAAUUCUAAGUUUUUAAUAUAGAACAGGGGUCUUCAAACAAGGGGGUGCUAAGGUCUGAAAAGAAAAUGUCUGAAAAAAGGGUGUAAAAAGGAAAAAGGUUUGAUUACACUUUGACUCUUUAUAACAACAACAA